This is a messenger RNA of Colletotrichum scovillei, 3120 nucleotides long. RefSeq names its product SWIRM domain-containing protein. Gene Ontology annotation, cellular component: nucleus; SAGA-type complex. Gene Ontology annotation, molecular function: transcription coactivator activity; protein binding; chromatin binding. Lineage: Eukaryota; Fungi; Ascomycota; Sordariomycetes; Glomerellales; Glomerellaceae. The record is from RefSeq and is a predicted model, not a curated record. The transcript has a single exon. Bases 1004 to 2281 code for a protein of 425 amino acids. Gene Ontology annotation, biological process: regulation of transcription by RNA polymerase II; chromatin remodeling.
CCCGUCUUCUAUCUUCCCGAAGGUCCCUGCCUGGUACCGUAUUCGUCGGUACUUACACCCACUGUGGACUGUGACACCCUGCACACCCUCCGUCUCCAUCUUCUUCUUCACCCUACGUGCCUACCUAACCCAGUCUACUCCCCUCACCCUACCUUACUCCUCCUUCUACUCCUCCUCCUCUUCAUGCUCCUCCUGCCCAACCUGACCUGGCACUCACUCGCCCUCACCUCCUUCAGUCAUCCAUCAUCCACUUUGCGCCAGGCUUCGCUUUAGGCCUGUCCUUAUUAUUCUUCUCGCUGCCCUCCGAGCCACGCUUUGCGCUCCCUUCUCUCUUCUUCUUUUCUACCACUUCUCCCCAUUUACCGUGUCAAACAUCGACAUAUCAAGCUCUCGAAACUGUGCGGUUCCUCUGCCCAGCGCGCCCAUCGCCACUACCAUACUCGAAACCUCUCAGUUGGUACAUACCGCCACCAAUCCGCCCCUCCACACAGAUAUCAACUCGCUUCUGUCGCCUCGCCCCGCCCUGAAUAGCAGUAUUUAUCCAUUCGGUGCCCUCUCACUGCUCGUUUGACACUGACGCACACUUCUGUCUACUCUUGAUUCAAUUCAAGUCAAUGGAGGCUUGUGCUUGUCAUCGAGCGCACAAGUAAAUGGUCUAUCGCAUUACUCCCACUGUCCACCAUCCUCAGCACGGUUGCGUCAGCACCCGACCGCAGUAAAGCGACACUCAAACAAGCUUCCCGCAGCGAACGUCAUCAUCAAUUGGGUCACAAAUCCCCCACUUACGGCUCUCGCUCCUCCUAACACAAUCAACCACCUGCUGGUCAAUUAAAUCUCUUUCAAAGGCAGUCAGACGCUUGAAGCAAGAAGUUGCUUUUUCGGUCCCGUCUUCAGCCCUGAACACGCAAUUGUUCUUCCGCUGUCCACCGGCUUCCCUUACACCCGAAAUACCCCAACUCCGAUAUCUCCAUUUUCCGCCUCGCCACCAACAACAACAUAUAAGAUGGCUGACAAACCCAACCGCACCGCCGCUCCGCAACCUACAAGAACCUUCGACUCAACUCACACUUCCCAAAUCCCUUUCAAGUUCUCUAGGAUGCAACCAUCUUCAUCGACCUCAAUCUCACAAGCAAUGGAGCCCAACUACCACAUGACACCGCAUCAAGCGACAACGAUGGCUCGAGAGCCGAAGAGGGCUUUCGACAUUAGCAAUUUAAUGUCUCCUCCAGAGCCGGUUCCAUAUGACAGCUUCAGCCAAGGUCAGCAAAAUACGGUACAGACUGCAUCGGGUGCUUCACAAGCCAACGAAUCAUCCAAGCCCCACAUGCCCAUGUCGCCUCCAGUCUCGCCUUACAUCACAGAGUCCAGCAACAUAACCAUUCCUGGAACUCCGGCAAAGGAUCCGAUCUUAUACCCUCGCGAAGAUGCGGCUUCUAGUCCGACACAGCCACCUCUCUUUCCCAGCACCGAAUCCAUCGAGCACAGACGCAUUGUCGACGAACACAUUGUUACGCGACCUCCUGGCCUAUUCCGCGAGGGCUCGCCUCCUCUCAGAGAAGACUACGAAUUAGCUCUGCAACUCAAGUCGCAGGUCAUGAGACUCUUUGCGAACAAGAGGAAGUCUUGGUACGAGAAGGAGAGGGACCAAGUAAGAGCCGACCGGAAGCUGAACCACGCCCGUUGGAACAGCGUCGUGCGAUAUCAGACUAUCGCCCCAGCCAAGUCCACACCCGUCAAGGCCUCCAAGCCAGCAGUCAGCAAGCCUAGGAUUUCGUUAUCCUCAAAUCCUAAGCCUGAACGUGUUGUCAAGGCUCAGGCUCCUCGGCCCAUCCGCAACAGCCCCCCGACUCGCCAUGCUCGCCGCGUCAGUUCGACUCCGGACCCUGCUCGUCGUAUCGUGGCACCGAACAGAGAAGACCGCGACUUUGCUGCUCUUCCCGAUUUUUGCCCCCCGAUUUCUUCGCUGCCAGACAAGCCCAACUGCUUGAAGGUAGACUGGAAAGGCGCCCCCAUCGACCUCAGCGACGACGCCAAUGUUCAUUUGCUUCACCCUGAUGAGGUCAGCCUUGCUGCAAACCUUCGACUCGACUGCGCUACCUAUCUUACAAGCAAGCGACGCAUUUUCGUCCGUCGGGUCGAGUGUGCGAAGGUUAGCAAGGAGUUCCGCAAGACGGACGCUCAGCAGGCCUGUAAGAUUGAUGUCAACAAAGCUUCCAAGCUUUGGACAGCUUUCGACAAGGUCGGUUGGCUCGACCUCAAAUGGACAGCCAAAUUUCUCUGAACAUUUCUCCAAGCAACUUGUUCUUCAGAACCAUGCAUCAUCUGGCAUGAUGCAUGGUCGUCACGUUUCGAAACUUUUGCCACGACGCCAUUCUUACGAUGACUUGAAUAGACUUACGACAUACGACACAUGAGAAGAGCUCAAGUUAUCCCCUCGUUCUUUUUCCUUUUAGGGGCAUUUCUUUGCAUACAGCGAUUUAGGUUUGGAUCGGUUCACAAACCCGGAUUUCCUACUUCUAGUAUUAUGGGACAUGGUCCUUCGCUUUUCUUUCGUGCAGCGAAAGCGGAAUUCAGGUUUCAUUAGGUCUUGAUAUUUUGGGUCUGUUUCAUCACACAUGCGGCAUCACAUCACGGACACAGCCAUUUACUACAUCAGAGCAUUAGGGACAACUACCAUGAUACCCGGAGUGCGACAGAAAUCUGAUUACCCCAGUCAUGUCACCCCACUCCAUCACAAUUUCCUUUGUUUGGUUUUGCAUUUGGGCUUGGUCAUCAUACCCCCUUUCCAUUAGUUUUGGUUCAAGGUCAAUUGGUUUUGGUUCAGGGCAGAGUUCAUUCGCGGCUAUUGUAUCAGCAGGUGGCUGAGAUGCUGGGACAGCCUGAAGAUUGGCUACGAUUAUGUUGUUAUCGGGUGGGACAUAGUUGCGGUACGGCAGCUAUUUCUCUACUAGGAGGAAUAGACGGUCUCGGAUCAAUUAGGACAUGAUAUCUUGUCUGGUAUUUUUACUAUGUGAUGACCGUCAAUAACCACCCACCAGGGUUGUCGGGUAAUCUAUGGUGGAUUGAGUAUGACAAACUUAGACAACAUAUUAUGUGGGAAAAAAAAACACAACAAUAAUA